Molecule: messenger RNA, 3271 nt
Organism: Exserohilum turcica Et28A
Lineage: Eukaryota; Fungi; Ascomycota; Dothideomycetes; Pleosporales; Pleosporaceae
Exons: 5
Coding region: 1-2883 (960 amino acids)
Biological process (GO): regulation of DNA-templated transcription; DNA-templated transcription
Cellular component (GO): nucleus
Molecular function (GO): zinc ion binding; DNA binding; DNA-binding transcription factor activity, RNA polymerase II-specific
Source: RefSeq, a predicted model, not a curated record
AUGCCUGGUGAGAAUGCACCGCGGCUAACUGCAGUGCCCGUCUACGCACAACACCAACAACCACUCCACCCGCCGCCCUCUUCUCCACCCGUCCCCCAGCACCAGCACCAGCACCAGCACCAGCACCAGCAGCUCUCUCCCCUAACCCAGCUGUCGCCCUCCACCGUCAAGGCCUCCCCCCAGCAGACUCCAGGCCCCCUUGAUGCAGGCAGCGGUAGUGCCGAACCCUCCGCGAAAAGAGGCAUGCGCUCGCAAAUUGCCUGUGCCAGAUGCCGCCGAAGUAAGACCAAGUGCGAGAAUGCCGGCCAGGGCACAACGUGCAAGGCUUGCGCAAACACCAAACGUGACUGCAUCUGGGACCAUGCCGCUGCCCCAACCGCUUCAGCGCCGCCCCGUCGCGACAGCACCGCCGAUUUCGAUGCCCCGCCCAAGAAGCGCCGCAAGCUGUUGGCCACCACGACGACGACAACCACGCCCGGCGGCCAGCGUCCCGUAGACGGGCUCGGCACCUACGAAGAUGCCCUCCAGUCGCCCUUGCUCACUGCCCAGGUCUGGGAAGAGCUGUUUGACAUUUAUGAGAAGCACUUCUCCAUUGAUUUUCCCUUCCUGCACAAGAGGACCUUUUUGAGCGCGGUGCAGCAGCUGCAGCCCUUGCCCAACCCCUCGGAUGCCAAGCCGCAGCCGCAGCCGCAGCCUCACGCCCAAGCCCACCAGCCCUAUCCGCCUCUGCUGCUUGCCUUUCUCACCCACACUGCCCGCUUCCAUGAAAAACUCGUGCUGCAGACGGGCAAUGAUCCCAUCAGGACGGCUGAAUUCUAUGCCCAGGCCACGCGCACCCAGAUGGGCGCCGAGAUCUUCGGAACCCCGACCCUGGAGAAGAUCCAAACCCUCCUCAUGCUGGGCUACUAUGAAUGGACCGCGCUGCAGGGUAGGGAGGGCUGGAUCAAGAUUGGCACCGCCAUUCGCUGUGCCAUUGUCCUGGGCUACCCCCACCUAGACGUGGAUCAAAAGGGCCACCCGGCCCCAUUGCGAGAAGGCGAGAGCCGCCUUUCGGAAAAAGACCAGUUUAUCCUGCGCGAGACGCAGCGCCGCACCUUUUGGAGCUGCUGCCUCAUGGACUCGUAUCUCAGCUGGGGAGAAGACAGGCCCCCAAUGCUGGGGCCCGAGCACUUCCAAAGAACCCAGCUCGUGUGUAGUGAUGGCGCUUUCAACUACGGCCGCAAAGCACGGACAAGACUGCUGGGCGAGGACGAUGCGGCCUAUGCCAAGCGAAGAGACGAGUGGGAUGCGCUUGCCCGGCAGCAUCGCAGCGAGCAGAACGGCGCCGACCGGGCGUCUCAGUUGGACGGUGGAAAGUGGGAAAUUGGCGAGCACGAGGCCGAACUGACGUGGUACAUCAAAGUCGUCAUUGUCUUUGGUGAAGUCGUUCGGUGGUCGUGCAACAGCGGGCGGCGGCAAGAGGGUAAGAAUGCGCCAUGGCACUCGACGACAACCUUCAAGAAACUCGAAGACAAGCUCAAGCAAUUGAAGCGCGACUUGCCCGACCACCUCCAGCUGACGGCCGAGAACACCGAAGACCGCAUCUACAACAACCCGGGCAAGUAUGUUUCGAUACACGCCAUGUACACGUUGUGUUUUGUUUGGUUAUACAGAGAAUACAUGCCCACAUCACCAUGGACUCUGACGCAUCCCCGAGGCCCUCUGGACGAGCCGCUCAUUGACGAACCUCCCCCCGACCCGGACUACUGGAUCAACCAGGCCAGGAACUGUGCAAGGGCCUGCAGCGACUUUACCCAACUGCUCCAUACAAUCGGGACCACUCGAGUCCACAGCGACUCGGUGCAGACGCCCAUGGUAGCAUUUGCUUGCUUUGCUGUUGGCAUAUGCACAAUCUACUGCCAUUACUUCCCCAACAUGGACCCUGACAACAUGCUGUCAUCUCGCUUAGACCCCAGAGCCCACGAUAUUGCCAACAGCUUCCUGUUCCGCAUUCUAAAACGCUUCAAGAUGGCUCGCUCAUGGCUCUGUGAGCUAGCUGAAUGGCAACGGUAUUACCGGCGCGAGAAGAAAAAGUACAGAGAAUGCGGUGGUUCCGUCAGCGAUUCGCCAACGAGCAACAACAGCGAUGGUGUCAGCAGCGGCGGGCUGAAAGACUACGCAGAGCUCUUUGAACGAAUGCACAAGCAAUUUGGCAAGACGGUCGAUGACUACAGCAAUUGGUCGACGAGGGACAUCGACUUGGCCGACACCAGAUUGUCGCACGAUGAAGACUCGGCGGAGCGCACUCUUCCACACGCGCCCGCUGCCAUCAAGCCUGAAAAGGAAGGUGCAUGUGACGACGCACCAACCCAUCAAGACCCGAUCCCAUCGGCCUUUACACCUGUGAAUGGCAACGGCAUCCGGACGCCGCCCAUGACGCAAACUCCGACUUAUGGGCCCCAAACGAACUCUCACAUUUAUCACCAGGACUCUACACCCCAAUACCGAGCACAUACCUCGCAGCCCAAUGCUACGUAUCCGUACAGCAACGGUUCCGUCGCCUCGACCAAUAUGCCAACUGGGAGAGGUUCUUUCGAAGCUGGCCAAAACCACUUUACACACGCUACUCCUCUACCCAUUGAUGCUACUACAUACACGGGCUGGCCUAUAGCAGGACCAGUCAAUAUGCAUGCAGCGAGAGCAGCCAUAGAGGCAGGGGGCGCACAAACUUUCAAUAACUCUACCGCCUUUGGAACACUGAUUCUAGGCGACGCAGCGCUCUACGACGUGACGCCCAACUGGACCAUGGGCGUCGAGGUAUCUAAUUACGACAGCAACACUACCAACGCAACUUAUUAUCAGCCAGGUGGCACCGUUCCCACCUACCAGUAUCAGCAGUCUUGAGCUGCACCGAGACGAGUCUCAUAUUGGAUGCCUACGCGCAUACCCCGGGAUAGACGACCGCUUUGAAUACGUGACGAUGUGUCACAACGAAUGCUUCGGCAUAUAUACCACAAGUCCUUUUAAUGUACAUAAUCUUUUUUCUUUGCGCGGCCGGCGCAUGUUGCUGUGGUUUGGUUCCAAGCAUUGUAUCGCUGUUUGGUGCAUAUCGGGAUGGAGAUGCACAUGCGGAGUACAUUUUUUUUCCCUAUUUCUUCACUGUCUCUAUCGCAUCGAGAAUUCGGGGUUGGAACUGUUGUUUUUCUUGGACGGCGCAUUGUCGAACUCUGGACGGGGUUCAUCGCAUCUGGCAGCAAGGGUACAUGGAAGCGAUAUUCUUACCUUCAAGCUC